Messenger RNA from Pseudozyma flocculosa PF-1, 2001 nucleotides. RefSeq lists its product as uncharacterized. Lineage: Eukaryota; Fungi; Basidiomycota; Ustilaginomycetes; Ustilaginales; Ustilaginaceae. The coding region runs from base 1 to 2001 and encodes 666 amino acids. Gene Ontology annotation, cellular component: mitochondrion. The record is from RefSeq and is a predicted model, not a curated record. The transcript has 2 exons. Gene Ontology annotation, molecular function: metal ion binding.
AUGAGGCUGACAGCAUUGACAUCAACCACAUCGGCCGCCGCAAGGCAUCUCGCAAGAGCAAAGGCACCCACCGUCGCUGCCGCCGCCACACCAUCGCUAGCACGGCAAAUCUCGUCCCAGCCCAAGACCGCCUCGAGCCUAGCACUACGGAGUCCUUCCCAGUCAGCAUCGACACACGCAUCUUUCUCCUCCCAUCCGGCGCAAGGGACACCGUCAGCAAGAUCCAACAGCAGCAUCAGCACCAGCACCAGUACCAGCAGCGUCGGGACAUCUCGCCCAUCGCACACCUCAUCACUGCUGAGCCAGCUACAGUCCCGGGGCCUGUCUACGCUCGGCAGCCAAUCAGCCGGCUUCAACCAGUCGUCGGUCAUCCCCACUUCUGCGCUCAUUGAUGUCACGACUCUCCCCAACAAGGUCCGCGUUGCUACCGAGGCGACGCCCGGCCACUUCUCGGCCGUCGGCGUCUACGUCGACACUGGCUCGCGGCUCGAGAGGGCCUGGGUGCCCGGCGAGAGCGGCGUCAGCCACCUCCUCGACCGUAUGGCGUUCAAGAGCACCACGAAUCGGACAUCAGACCAAAUGACGUCCGAGAUCGAAGCGCUCGGCGGCAACGUCAUGUGCUCGUCGUCGCGCGAGACGAUCAUGUACCAGUCGUCGGUGUUCAACAAGGACGUCCCCGCUGUCCUCUCGAUCCUGGCCGACACGAUUCUCAACCCGCUCCUCUCGCCGCAGGAGCUCGACGUACAGCGCGAGGCGGCGGCCUACGAAAUCUCCGAGAUCUGGAACAAGCCCGAGAUGAUCCUGCCCGAGCUGCUUCACACGGUCGCCUAUUCGGGCAACACGCUGGGCAACCCGCUCCUCUGCCCCAUCGAGAGCCUCGAGGCCAUGACGGCCGACAACCUGCGCAACUUUAUGAAGACCUGGUACACUCCCGACAGGAUCGUCGUCGCCGGCGCCGGCAUGCCCCACGAGCAGCUCGUUGAGCUGAGCGAGAAGCUGUUUGGGCACAUCCAGCCCUCGGCCAGCAGCAGCAGCAGCAGCACCAACCCGCGCAGCAGCGUCACCCGCAGCAACAGCACCAGCAGUGCGAGCAGUAGUGGCAGCAGCAGCCAGUCGUCGCUCUUCUCGUCGCCCUCGUCGUCGUCGUCGUCGUCGUCGUCUGCAUCGUCGUCGUCCGGAUCGGCCGACUUUUCAACGGCCGCGUCUCGCAAGGCGCAGCAGGUGUCGUCGCUCUCUGCAUCGGCAUCGUCGGAGCUGGCGGGCGCCAAGGCGCAGUACACGGGCGGCGAGCUGUACCUGCCGCGCGACGACCUCGAGUUCACGCACGUCUACGUGGCCUUUGAGGGCCUCUCGAUCCACGACGACGACAUCUACGCGCUGGCCACGCUGCAGAUCCUGCUGGGCGGCGGCGGCAGCUUCAGCGCGGGCGGGCCGGGCAAGGGCAUGUACAGCCGGCUGUACACCAACGUGCUCAACCAGCACCACGCCGUCGACUACUGCGCCGCUUUCCACCACUGCUACGCCGACUCGGGCCUGUUUGGCAUCGCAGCCUCGGUGCACCCGUCGUUCAACGGCAGCAUCGUGCACGUCAUUGCGCGCGAGCUGGAGCUGUGCACCUCGGGGCUGUACCAGGGCAGCGUGACGGCGGCCGAGCUGGCGCGCGCCAAGAACCAGCUCAAGAGCAGCCUGGUCAUGGCGCUCGAGAGCCGGCUGGUCGAGGUCGAGGACCUGGGGCGGCAGAUCCAGGCGCACGGCAAAAAGGUCUCGGUCGAGGAAAUGUGCGAGCGCAUCGACCGCGUCGACCUCGAGGUGCUGCACCGCGUCGCGACGCGCGUGCUGAGGCCGCAGAAGGCCAACGUCGUCCUCAACCACGGUCUCGGCAGCGGGCAGGCGACUGUCGUCGCGCAGGGACAGCUCGAUGGUCUUGGCGACGUGCGCGAUCUCCUCGCUAGGAGGGGGUUGGGCGUCCCCGCUUCCUCGUCGGCUGGUUUGUCGGCUUGA